CCCGGUGCAUUUUGGUAAUGGCUGUAGGCUUGAAGUAUAUGGUUCUUCUCCACCUCGCCUUCCUGGACCUUCAGGGUCUCCUCUGCAAAUUUAACGCCCUGUGUCCUCACACCGUAUUCUACCAUGACUGCUGGAUCAGACGCUUCCCUGGCCUGUUUGUCAGCCUUGCCGGGUCGGAGCAACGCGGGGCACGAGUGUUGCAGGCAAAGCCAGAAGUCUCAGCGUAUCUGUGCAGUCGGAAGUGCUGUGAUAAAGCUCCCUGUAACAUGGCUGUGUUUUACUCCGACCACAGAGAAGAUAAUUGUCACUUGGUGCACUGUCCGCAGCCCGAGAGCUGUUUACUCCAGCUGCAGAAGACGGCCGUGCUAUUCACCAUAACAGCUGGUGUUGAUCCUGACCUGUUGGUGUUUGAUAAAGCGGGGCAUGUCGACUUCAACCCAAGGUCCUCCUUGAAAUGGGAUCGUCCCAAUGAAUCGCAAGCAUUGGUCUCCUCGUCCCCUCUCCCUCCUUCCCUUCCCACUUCCGUUGCCUGGUCUUUGCCAACGCAUAAUGACCCUUCACAACCCGUAUCUCCUCCACAUUCUUCUCCCCAACUCUCUCCACCUCAUCCACCAAUCCCUGGAGACUCUCCACUUCGCUCUUUCCCGCCAACUCACUUACCAACUCUCACAACUCCCCUCAUUUCUAAAGACCCACUUCUCUACCCUUCGGGAAACAGGACUUUGGCAGGUCCUGCCGUCACCGAAGCAUCACCACCACCAUUGUCCCCGCUGGGCCAGCCCAGGCCAAACCUACAAAGCCCGGCUCAUCUUGACGGCAGCAAGCAGCUCCUCAAUGAAACCAAGAACCACAGCGGGAAGAACCAGAGUUCGGAUGGGGAGUCGGAGAGCCCCGGGGAUCCUUUAGUAAAUCUCUGGUUGCUCCCCGGUUUACUUGGAUCUUCAAUGGCCUUGUUAUGCUGCUGCUCAGGGAUCCUGGCCCUUGGGUGUUGCAGGAGGAGGAAGAGGGGGAGAUACCGACCAGGCCAUGCCAGAGACAAUGGCAGAGGAGCCCUUAUCAGGUGUACCCUGCUCAAGGAAAAGGAAUAA
Messenger RNA from Spea bombifrons (plains spadefoot toad), 1088 nucleotides. It is a transcript of the gene MANSC4, whose product is annotated as MANSC domain containing 4. The coding region runs from base 18 to 1088 and encodes 356 amino acids. The transcript has 3 exons. The record is from RefSeq and is a predicted model, not a curated record. Lineage: Eukaryota; Metazoa; Chordata; Amphibia; Anura; Pelobatidae.